AUGCCCAAGCACUACAAGGAGAAAGAGAAGGAUUUCUGCACAUGCGCAGGGGUGCGCAAGGACCUGAGGGCUUGCCCGCUGGAGAGCGACUGUGUCAUCCAGGAAGGGAAAAGGCCCAAACUGUGCUUGAAGGAAGGCCAUUGCAAAGGAUUACUAGUUUUGUUUUUUGAAUGCAAAAGAUCAUUGCUCGAUAACAGAGCAAGAUUCAGAGGAAGAAAGGGAUACUGAAGCCUCUCCAUUAUGAAGCACCAAGCAGGGGCAAUCUGGGAUGCACUGACACCUUGAGAUUAAAGAUUGGAAUAA
Molecule: messenger RNA, 303 nt
Organism: Lacerta agilis (Sand lizard)
Lineage: Eukaryota; Metazoa; Chordata; Lepidosauria; Squamata; Lacertidae
Product: cytochrome c oxidase assembly factor 5-like
Exons: 1
Coding region: 1-228 (75 amino acids)
Biological process (GO): mitochondrial respiratory chain complex IV assembly
Cellular component (GO): mitochondrion
Source: RefSeq, a predicted model, not a curated record